CUGCUUUUUACAAGCUUUUAAAGGCGAAGGCGGCGUGUAAAAAUACAAGACCUUCAUUUUCUUCGAUGGCAUCCCUUCUCCUCCUUCCAUUUUCACUUCUUCUUCUUCUUCUUCUUCUUCUUCUUCUUCUUCUUCUUCCUUCUCUUAACUAAUCAAUAAUAGAACCAGCCAUGCCAUCCCAAUCAUCCUCUCUCACCUUCUUCAUUUCCUCUCCCUUCUGCUCCCUGUCCCUGCAAUCCCAUCAUCACAACCUCUCCGUUCCUCAUCUUCCUCCCGCUUCUAAAUUAUGUUGUACCGACAAGUUGAAUGUAUCAAAUGUUCGCAUAGGCGUGUCCAGGUUGCGACCUAGUGCUCUCCUGGUUAAGGCUUUUGAUGGGGAUGUGUCUGAUUUUUCUUCAUUCGAUAACUGGGGUAGUGAUGGGGCGGCUGGAUUUAUUAUUUCGUCAAGUGAUGGUGAAGAUGGUGAUCCAGAUUAUGUUCUGAAUCCAGUUAGUGAUGUUGAUCUGCCAUCAGUGCAUACAUCAAGUAAUGAUGCUCUAACAAUGGGUGCUCAUAGGUUUGGAAUGAUAGGAAGAGGGCACAAAACACACAGGAUCAGACAUGGACUGUUUAUCACUUUGGGACUGAUAGCCUUCCUGACAGUGCUACUUUUAUUUGUGGACUGUUGUGCAUGGAAGAUUGUUAGACUACCCUUGGCUCCAUUUUACUUGACCCGUCCCUUUUUCAUAUCAGCAGCGUUGGUCUCAUUUGCAGGUUAUAUUUGCGUCCCACUGCUCAGAAGUCUGAAGUUUCAUCAAAUUCUUAGGAAAGAGGGACCAGCUUUGCACUCCAGUAAAAGCACAACCCCAGUAAUGGGUGGAUUAUUUUUCAUACCAAUUGGUGUAGCUGUUGCAACUAUCAUAGCUGGUUUUUCUUCUACUGAAGUUUGUGCAGCAGCAGCCUCAACCCUUGCAUUUGCUGCAAUAGGACUUCUUGAUGACAUCUUGACCAUCAUAAAGAAACAUAAUAGUGGUUUAUCUGCAUGGUUAAAGUUGUUUUUGGAGGUAGCUGUUGGUUCCGGCUUCUCAUUUUGGGUGGAGGCUUCAACUAUAUCAUCACCUUAUGGCAUGAAAAUGUUGGUUCCUUUACCUGCUCCACUUGGCCUGGUGUAUUUGGGAAAAUUGUAUUUAUUGUUGACUUCAUUUUCCUUUGUUUCAAUGGGAAAUGGAGUCAACUUGACAGAUGGUCUUGAUGGGCUGGCUGGAGGGACUGUCGCAUUGGCUUUUCUUGGAAUGUCAAUUGCAGUACUCCCUAUUUGUUCAGAGCUUGCUAUAUUUGGAGCAUCAAUGGCAGGAGCUUGCAUUGGUUUUCUGUUGUUCAACCGUUAUAGGGCAUCUGUAUUUAUGGGUGAUACGGGAUCCUUGGCUCUGGGUGGGGCACUGGCUGCAAUGGCUGCUUGCACUGGAAUGUUUCUUCCAUUGUUCAUUUCAUCUGGUAUCUUUGUCAUGGAAGCCUCAUCGGUUAUUAUGCAGGUACUUUUUUGUUGAGGCUUAAUCUCUUUAUGCAGAUUGCUGAUAAUUUGUCAGACUUGUUCUUGUCAUCACAUAAGAAUUGCACAUUUCAAAUCAGUUCGUUUAGGCAGCUUCUGAAAUUUUACAACUUGGAUCUCUUAGUGUUGCACUUCUUUCUAUAAUGUCUAUUCACCACCAUAGUGGGAAAGGAAAGUGGACAGUUAAUAAUGUCUCUUAUGGUCAUUCACUAUUUCCUAUCCCGUCACCUGUUCUUUGCAACAGGCUUCUGCAGUUUUUAGUACUUUCUUUAUUCUUCUGUUGUCAGUUGUUUUCUUAUGAUAUAUAUGUGGUAGUUAUUCUGAAGAAAAAAAGCAGAUCUACCCUCACCAUGAAACUGGAGUUUAGCAGCAAGAAAUGGCAGUUAAAUGC
This is a messenger RNA of Carica papaya (papaya), 1919 nucleotides long. NCBI's taxonomy places the organism in Eukaryota, Viridiplantae, Streptophyta, Magnoliopsida, Brassicales, Caricaceae. The record is from RefSeq and is a predicted model, not a curated record.